CCCCUCCCACUUCCUCCUCCCUCUAUCUCCCCUGUAUUUUGGACCCUGGUGCUUGUCCACUCCCGGACUCUCUCUUUCUCUCUAUCCGUGUGUGGGUUUCUUCACAAUCUGGUCUUCUUCUCUCUUCCAAACUCCCUCUCUCGAGCUCCUUCUCCUUCUGGUAGUAGAAAACUGCGGCUUAACUAAGCUCCGCUGUCAUCAAAGAGCCACCUUGACAUGGUUUUUCGGUGACUCAACGGAAGGGAUCUGAAUGUGAUUAUAGUUGGAGUAGGGGGCUGAUGAUAUCUCCGGCGGCCAUUCCAUUUUUAAAGAACCCGCUGGACUGUGACAAAGGAGCAAAAUUUAGAGCUUUGAAGUAAGAGGAGCGUGUCUGCAACUUCCAAAUUCUAGAAGGAUUUGAAUCCAUUGAGGCUUAAAUACUAGAAACUGAAGAUGAUUGUCGAUAAGGUAGCAUCUGAUGAAGAGAAGGGCGAGGGCAGUUGUGUAUUGGUGGGACUCUCGCUGGAUGCCAAUGGCAGAGAUAUGCUCAAUUGGGCCCUCAGCAAAGUUGCCAAGCAGGGCGAUCGUGUCGUGGCAGUUCAUGUCUGUCGCGAUUCAGAACCCCGCAACAGCUCCACCAUUUCUCUGAUCGAAGUCUUAGAUGACCACUUGGCAAUAUAUGAAGACUUGUGUAAGCUGAAGAAAGUAGUUCUUGUGGGCCGGAUCUCUCCAGGAAAUUCUAUUCGUGAAGUCCUAGUGAAGGAGGCCAAACUCUGUUCUGCCGUGACAGUGGUGAUUGGAGUCAACAAGAACUAUUCAUCUGGGGGUUCAGCUUCUGUCGCCAAAUAUUGUGCCAAGAAACUCCCUCCAAGCACUGCUUUAAUUGCAGUUCACGAUGGAAAGGUGAUAUUUGAAAGGGAAGCUACCAAACCACCUUCAGGAGGAGAACCGAAGGUGACUCUUCGUAGUGUGCUGCAUCCGAGUGUUGGUUUGGAUCCCAAAGUUAUUUUCCCAAGUUCGAAGGUUAAGCUUGAAACAGCUACCCUUAGGAUCUCCAAAGUUGGAUAUAGAGGUGGACUUAAGGAAGAGGGUUCAAACGAUCAGGGACUUCUGGUUAAUGUGAAGAUGGCAGAGGUUAGACCAAGCUCAAUUUCAGUUCUAGUGAGAAGGUUGCCAGAAAAUAGGCUUGGUUGGCCUCUACUACAAAGAGCAGUUUCAGCAAACACAGAAGCACCAAAGGAUGAUGAAGACCGGAAAAUGUCAGUAGUCCGGUGGGUUAUGAACCUACCAAACAGAACUUUGCCAUCUACUCAACCUCAUAUGGAACUAAUUAAGGAAUUGAAAGUAAUCUUAGGAGCAAAUACCUCUGGUUGCCAAUGGUUUCGAUACGAGGAACUUCAGAAUUCAACUGAUCAGUUCUCUUCAGAGAAUUUGAUCGGAAAAGGAGGGAGUAGCCAAGUUUACAAAGGUUGCCUUCCUGAUGGUCAGCAAGUGGCUAUCAAAUUAUCAAAAUUUUCUGCAGAUGCAUCGAGAGACUUCCUUUUGGAAGUUGACAUCAUCACUAAAUUACGGCACAAGCGCAUAGUGCCAUUGAUGGGCAUUUGUGUGGAGAACAACCACCUUAUUUCUGUGUACAGCUACUUCUCUAAAGGAAGUUUAGAGGAAAACCUCUACGGUAAAGGAGUCGAGGCACCACUACCAUGGGACAUGAGAUUUAAGGUGGCAAUGGGGGUUGCUGAGGCCCUAGGCUACCUUCACAGUGGCUGUUCUCAACCAGUAAUUCAUAGAGAUGUCAAGUCCUCAAACAUUCUUCUCAAUGAUGAAUUUGAGCCUCAGUUAUCUGAUUUUGGCUUAGCUACAUGGGCACCAACAACUUCAGCCUACGUAACACAUGGUGAUGUUGUUGGAACUUUUGGGUACCUUGCUCCUGAGUACUUUAUGUAUGGGAAGAUUAGUGAAAAGAUUGAUGUCUAUGCCUUUGGAGUUGUUCUACUUGAACUGCUAUCAGGAAGAAAACCAAUCAACGAUGGCAAUCCCAAAGGCCAAGAAAGUCUGGUCAUGUGGGCAACACCAAUACUAGAGAGAGGGGAUGUUAUGAACUUAGUGGAUCCCAAUCUUGACGCGAAGCUUGAUGAGGUUCAUAUGAGAACAAUAAUUUUAGCUGCAUCUCUUUGCAUUAGAAGGGCCGCUAGUCUCCGACCUCGAAUGAGCCAAAUACUGAACCUUCUCCAAGGUGUAGAAGAUAUUGAGGCUUGGAUGAACUGCCACAUCGAUACUACACUCAACGAGUUGGAUUGUCAGGAUGAGGAAACCUAUCCAGCUUCAAGCAUCGAGACACAUUUAGGCCUUGCAUUGCUUGAUGUGGAAGAUAAUGCAUCGGUCGCUAGCUUCGAACAGAGCCAACUUGCUCACUUGGAGGAGUACCUACGAGGAAGAUGGAGUCGCUCUUCAAGCUUUGAUUAGCUUCUUCUCAGACGGCUAUGACAAUUGUUUUCUUCUGUUCACUUUGCAUGCUUUUGGGCAUGUUUGUACAGUAUUAAGGCCAGCUGCAAACUUUGCAUUGUGCUGCUUAGGUUUACACAAGCUUCCAAAGAAGAUAACAACAUGAUAAUAGGAGAAACAUCAGCAGGGCAAAGAGACCAAUAUCCAUGAAUACCUCUUACCAUGAUGUCAAACGCGACUCAUGGUUAGUUUUGUUAUUUAUGCCUGAAUUGGUUCUUCCUUCAAGCCUAUGCACUUCUUUAUGAUUUUAAAAUAAAAUUAGGCAUAUUUUCAAAUGCCUGAUUUCUAGUCUUAAAUGCAGCGCAGUAUGAAUCAUGGCAAUGUGAGCAAUCUCGUGUGUAAAUGUAUUCUCCACAUCACGCAACGUAAGGUUUCGAUUGCAGACUCUUGAUGACCUUUGCUUCUUAGUACCUCCUGCUUAGACAGUUUAUUAGUGGGGGCUUCUGCUGGAUGCUUUGGAUAAGGAUCGGUUGAAGUUAAAGAAAUUAUCCUUCUUUUCGACUUCUCAAAGUCUUUCCAACGAAUGUAGCGAUCCUUAAUGAAGUGCAUUCUAAUCCAGUUGAUAACUGAACUGAGAAGUAAACCAAUACUAAUUUUACCUUACAGAUGUCUCUUGGCCCGAUCAGGCUGCUACCUGGAAAUUCAUUGAUAUUUCAGGCCUGAUCUUAUCUUCUACAAGUUCGGACGCAUGGCCUCUCCUGAACUGAUGAUACAAGUUCGGAGAGAAACCACUUCAAGGGAACCAUGAUCAAAUGAGUGGUGUCAUAUCAGAAUUAUUAGUACAUCGAGAAAUCCUUCCCAUCCCUUUUCCCCUUCAAAUUAUUAAGGCAGCCAGAAAAGGCCAAAAAGAUAUUCUCCCUGCCUCCCCCUCUGUGCAUAAUUUCCCCUCCAUGCAAUCACUUGCCUUGCCAUCCCCAACCAGCCUGCACACUCCACAACGCCACAAAACUGAUGUACACAGCUAUUUUUCAUUUAACCACCUCUCUGACGAACAAUUUCAUAACCAAAUAUCAACAAGUAUUUUACCCAAAAAUAAUUGUAACCACAGGUAAACAUGAAAGGUCGGUUCUCACGAAAGCAACAUCAGUCAGGUUAAAAGAAAACUGGUGUAUCGGAGGACCCUGGAAAAGAAUGAGCUAUCGCACGAAUUAGAUAUUAUUCAUAUGCUGCCCAACUUAAACCCUAAAUACAAAUUGCUCUCAACUGCACCAUUGGAAAAAAAAAAUGCGGAAGAAAAAUUGCUUCCUUUCCCAGCCUCACCUCUUGUAUUUAUAUAAAAUGCUCUCAUACAGCAAGCAUGUUUCUCAACUACAACAUGGAAUCACGGAAAG
Molecule: messenger RNA, 3812 nt
Organism: Phoenix dactylifera (date palm)
Lineage: Eukaryota; Viridiplantae; Streptophyta; Magnoliopsida; Arecales; Arecaceae
Product: protein kinase STUNTED-like
Biological process (GO): protein phosphorylation
Molecular function (GO): protein kinase activity; ATP binding
Source: RefSeq, a predicted model, not a curated record